Nannospalax galili (Upper Galilee mountains blind mole rat) is the source of this 3600-nucleotide messenger RNA. It is a transcript of the gene Lrrc53, whose product is annotated as leucine rich repeat containing 53. The transcript is spliced from 5 exons. The record is from RefSeq and is a predicted model, not a curated record. Gene Ontology annotation, cellular component: plasma membrane. Gene Ontology annotation, molecular function: protein binding. Lineage: Eukaryota; Metazoa; Chordata; Mammalia; Rodentia; Spalacidae.
AUGUUACCAGUGACGGUAGCUUGUCCUGCAUCCUGUGUGGUGUGUGCCCAAGAUGUCACCCUCUGUCACCAGCUAACCUACAUAGUAGCAGCCCCUGAGACCACCAGGGUCCUAAUCCUUACAGAUGGACACCUCUCCUCUGUGGACAGCGGGAACCUGUCUCUCCUGGUUAACCUGGCCCUUCUCUCUCUGAGCAGAAACGCUAUCCAGCGCAUUCAGGAAGGUGCCCUGCACGGCCUCACCAGGCUGCGAACCUUGUCACUGGACCACAACUGCAUCUCCAGUUCUGCUCUGUCUGGCCACACAUUCAGCAAGCUGCGGCACCUGCGGGUGCUGGUGCUGAGCAGGAAUGCCCUCCGCACUCUCAGAGCUGCCUGGUUCCGGAACACUAGGGCCCUGAGCCAGCUCCUGCUGGAUGGCAACCAGAUCACCAACCUCACUCGAGCUUCUUUUGGAGGCACGAACCUCCACAGCCUCAGACGUCUGGACUUAUCCAACAAUUUCAUUUCCUACAUUGAGAAGGAUGUGUUCAGGCCCCUGCCUCGGCUUCAGGAAGUAGACCUUUCUGGAAACAGGUUGACUCAUGUGCCUGAUGUCUUCACUCCACUGCAGCACUUGACACUUCUGAACUUGGAGGAGAACCAGUGGGGAUGCACCUGUGGACUGCACCCGCUGGCCCGCUUUCUAAGAAACUUCGGGAAGUCUCCAGUGCGCACACUGGCCAAGGACCUCAGCUUUCAGGUGUCCGCCCAAGCUGUGGCGAGUAUAAAGAGCACCCCGAGGCUGUCAGAGGACGACUGCAUCUCCAAGGAUCACAACCUCACUCUGGCUCUGAAGGACAGACGUGGGCUCCUCCCAGGACAGGAUGUGGCUCUGAUGACUGUCCUUGGCUUUGCAGGAACCAUUGGUCUCACUUGUGCAGGGUUAGUCAUAAUGAACUGGAAACUCCAACGAGGCAAAUCAAAUGAACCCCGAGCAUCUGGAAACCUUUGCUGCAGAGCUUUCCGUGAACCCCUGUGUGCUCACGAGUCAAGAAAUGUCCAUGCUGCAGAGCACCGUAACUGCCACUUCACUCAGCAAAAUGAGACAGAGGUCAUAUCUGUUGUGGAGUCCAGAAAGGAAAUGCCACUUUUACAGGAAAACAGCCACCCAGUAACAUUGGCCCCAGAGCACACAGCCCUGGACACCUCAUUCAGGAAGCUGAAAGGGAGGGACCAUAGGGCAGACAGCACUUGCUUUCACCUGGAUGACACGCCGCUGUGGACAGGAUGCUCUGGGUCUCCUGGGAACCCGAGGGCUUUUUAUGAUGCAGGCUUAGUUACAAGACAUUAUCCAAAGAUAGCUGAAAAUCGACGCCAUCUUAAACUUGGAGAAGUCCAAGCCCAAACCUUGCCCCAGAAUGAAGCAAGAACAAUAGAUCUCCACAGUGACAUAUUUAGAAGAUACACAACAUCCACACCAACCUUGGCAAGAGAGAUUCUUGAAAAGCAUCUACCUAAGGACUCUCAUCAGCCUUGGAUAGGAAAUGGAGACAAUGUUUCACAACGGCUCAGACAGAGGCCUUUUAUCAAGAGCUUAGCAACCAAGCUGUGUGAGCCAGGGGAGCACUCGGUAGGCAGGGUCCUCCAGGAGCACAGAUUGAAACAUAGUGAUUCUUGUGUGCUGCCCAAAUGGAGCAAGCCUUUGGAUUUCCAUCCCAACAAUUCCCUUCUCUGUAAAUAUGUGUCUUUUGAUGAAUUUCAAGAUUAUAUGAAAGAAAGGAAGCCAGGUCAUAGGGAACCCUCAGUGUCUGAUAAAGAGCAAAUUCAAAUUAACAGAGCCAUAGAAAAAUUCCUCAGGAGUGAGGAUAACAUAGAUAUAUGGAGGGGGUUGUCAGCAAGAACUAAGAAAGCAUAUUCUACUAAGAGGGUUAAAUUCUAUGAUAGUGAUUUAAUGGGGAAAAAAUCGCUGGCCAUAUCACCCAAAAUGCCAGCCCACUGUAGACUGCUAGAAAAUCAAAGCAACCAUGCAACCUCCUUGGGUCUCGAAAAAUGUACCAGCCCUGACAUCAAGGGAGGGAGAGAAAAGUUCCCAGAGACACGGGUUCUGAAGAAGGGGAAAUCAGAGCAAGCCCACCAGAAAGGGAAGGUUAUAGGGCGAAAUUUAAGGAUAAAGUUAAACAGGAACCACUUUAGAAAAACCAGAGUCCAUCCAGAACUGUGUCUGCCAGAAUUUUCCAAGAAGCAUAAACAAAUGCUGUUACCUUCUAAGAAAUUAGCCAAAACUUCUGAGAGAAAAAGCAAAGCAAAACCCUUGUCUUCUGCCAAUUUUCCUCAGCAGUCAGAGAGUAACAGCUGUGUUAAAUUCGCUUCCACUAAGCUGCCACCUGAAUGUGCCCCAGAGCAGACCUCUUACUAUUAAAGAAAUACGACCAGUGCCCCUUCUCUCAGGGCUAACAACCUGUCUCUAGGCAGUGGGGGCUCCGUACAGGGCAGCUGUUACCCAGCUGGCCUGGUUCCUAAUGGAAGCUCAUCAACAGUGCCCCAGCCUACAGGCAGGGAUGCUGAGUACCUACACUCACACCGUCUGUUCUCACCUGAACAGAUGGAAAAUGUCACUCAGCUCCAAGUAGAAGUUCUGGGUCCCUUACCAGCCAGUUGGGCAAAUCCAAGGAGUAGUGUUUUAGCAUCUCAACUUCCUGCAGGAGUUGUUGGCUAUGUGGAAACUGAGCCUACCCAACACAUAGGUCAGGGAAAAUUAAAGACCAGGGAGAUUAACCAGUUUAACUCAACCACCAGUGACCAAAUCCAGCUCUCAUGUGUGCACUCAAAUGACAUUUUAUGCAAGGAUCACAGUUUGGAUAAAAUACAAGCUUUACCACAGGAUAAACAAAGCCCAAGCCAUGAACAACUUGGAAAUGAAGAAAAACCAUUAGUGGAAAAAUCAAAAAUACCUCACAAAGGUCUGGGAAGUUAUGUUCUGGAUGGGGAAGGCAAUGAUGUUGAAAACAAGCUCUGGCACACAGGAGCCUGUGACUCCUCUCCCUUUGCCCAGACACAGCCCAGGAGCAACCUGCCAUUCACAGUAAUGCAGUCUAUUCCACAACAAAACAGAGCAGGACUUCCCAGGGAGACCUACCCUUCUGGAAGUCAAGCCAUUGGGCGCCUAACCAAUAGCAUCAGAAGAGGAACCACAAAUGUAUCACCCAGAGGGCACCAUGGAGAAGCGCUCGAGCUCCAAGCAGGGGUGAAAGAAGAAAAGAGAAAUCCUAGCGCAGUAAUCUGUAUGACACAUGUGGCUGUGAAGGGCGCCAUAGGUGAAAGGCAGUCACCUCGGGAAGAUGGGAAAGAGAAGAAAGAGGCAGUGCACGGUUCCAGCUCUAUCCGGGAGACCAUUGCCUCUAAAGACUUAUGUAUCACAAGCUCUCGAGAAACCCCAAGAAUGGGGCCGGGCCAGAAGAGACCUCUGGAGCGCCUUGACUUUCAUAGGAGUUCAAAGGGUGGAAAGGGUGUGCCUGUAAUUCCUACCAGAGAACACGAUGCUGAGGACUCUCCUCCCAAACCUGCCCUGCAUCCACCAUCUGCUGGGAACGCUCACCCACCACCUUUAGAAGCAGAAUAG